AUGCAGCCUCCAAACAACCUGUCCAAGGGGUUCGAUACCAUAGAAUCCACCAUCGAAGCCUUCCGCAAUGGCGAGUUCAUUGUGGUGCUCGACUCCCAGGAUCGUGAGAACGAAGGCGACCUGAUCAUCGCCGCCGAGGACGUCACCACCGAGAAGAUGGCCUUCAUGGUCCGCUACACCAGCGGCCUGAUCUGUGCUCCCAUCACUUCUCAACUCGCUGCUGCACUGGCACUCCCGCAGAUGGUGGUGGACAACGAAGAUCCCAACCGCACGGCGUAUACCAUCUCAAUCGACUCGACUGACGAGAGCGUGACCACCGGCAUCUCCGCCCACGAUCGAGCUCUGACCUGUCGCACCCUCGCCGGCAAGAAAGCCACCGUCGACAGCUUCCGCCGACCAGGCCACGUCUUCCCGCUCCGCGCCCGCGACGGAGGUGUGCUGGAAAGAACAGGCCACACCGAAGCAGCGGUGGAAUUCUGUCGGCUUGCCGGCAAGGCCCGAGUCGGCGUCAUCUGCGAGAUGGUCGACGACGGAGAGCCCGUCCCGGGACAGACCGCCAUGCGCGAACCCGGCAUGAUGAGGCGCGAUGCGUGUCUUGAGUUUGGCCGCAAGUGGGGACUGAAGGUUUGUACCAUCGAAGACCUGGUCGAAUAUGUGCAGAAGGAGAAGACGGCGAGGAAUGGUAAUGGGCAUGUGACGAAUGGGGUGAAUGGGGCUCAUUGA
This is a messenger RNA of Fonsecaea multimorphosa CBS 102226, 723 nucleotides long. RefSeq lists its product as uncharacterized. The transcript has a single exon. The record is from RefSeq and is a predicted model, not a curated record. Lineage: Eukaryota; Fungi; Ascomycota; Eurotiomycetes; Chaetothyriales; Herpotrichiellaceae. Gene Ontology annotation, cellular component: mitochondrial intermembrane space; cytosol. The coding region runs from base 1 to 723 and encodes 240 amino acids. Gene Ontology annotation, biological process: riboflavin biosynthetic process; aerobic respiration. Gene Ontology annotation, molecular function: 3,4-dihydroxy-2-butanone-4-phosphate synthase activity.